Cercocebus atys (sooty mangabey) is the source of this 654-nucleotide messenger RNA. It is a transcript of the gene BCL2L14, whose product is annotated as BCL2-like 14 (apoptosis facilitator). Lineage: Eukaryota; Metazoa; Chordata; Mammalia; Primates; Cercopithecidae. The transcript is spliced from 5 exons. The coding region runs from base 8 to 586 and encodes 192 amino acids. Gene Ontology annotation, biological process: regulation of apoptotic process. The record is from RefSeq and is a predicted model, not a curated record.
GAAAUCAAUGACAGCUUCCAGACCAGCUGUGGACCCCAAAGUCGUUUCCAUUGCCAACCGAGUGGCUGAAAUUGUUUAUUCGUGGCCACCACCACAAGAGACCCAGGCAGGAGGCUUCAAGUCCAAAGAGAUUAUCGUACGUCAGGGUGGCUCCUCCCAGCUCAAAGACCGCCUGCCUAUAGCUUCAAGUUCUAAGAAAGAUGAAGAAGAACAAAUAAUAGCCAAAAUUGUUGAGCUGCUGAAAUAUUCAGGGGAUCAGUUGGAAAGAAAGCUGAAGAAAGAUAAGGCUUUGAUGGGCCACUUCCAGGAUGGGCUGUCCUACUCUGUUUUCAAGACCAUCACAGACCAGGUCCUAAUGGGUGUGGACACCAGGGGAGAAUCAGAGGUCAAAGCUCAGGGCUUUAAGGCUGCCCUUGCAGUAGACGUCAUGGCCAAGCUCACAGCUGUUGACAACCAUCCGAUGAACAGGGUGCUGGGCUUUGGCACCAAGUACCUGAAAGAGAACUUCUUACCAUGGAUCCAGCAGCACGGUGGAUGGCUCCCAUUCCUCUACAUAACACCAUGGAUGUUCAGCCAGAACUUGUAGAACAGUGAAUGAAUCGAUCAAAUGAAUGAAUAGCAACUCUAUCUACAAGGCUGCCAAACAAGCUACUG